CGAGCUGUUAGCUGAGCUGCUAUAUAAAAAGACCCCCGCACAGCUCCAGAGGAGAAACUCAGUUCUGCAGGACAACUGGAGACACAAGCAGAUUUGGCAAAACGACUAUCGGAGCCAUAAGGAAUUGUGAAUUGGUCUACAAUACAACGCACAGGUGUUUGCUGUCUUGGACCAGUGAAACCCAGGAGAAGACGCUCUAGGGUACGAUGCGACCUGGCUUAUUAAUUUGCCUGCUGCUCUUAGAGGUGGCCUAUGUAACUGGACAAGGACCUCGAAAAGGAGAUGCUGUGCUGAGUCAUUCCACAAGGAAAAUUCGUCCCGGGAAAGAAAUCUUACUAGGUCCAGUAAAGAUCAAAGCCGAUGAGUUUCAGCAGUGGACAACCUGGUUCAACAUUGAUCACCCAGGUGGCAAUGGAGACUAUGAGCGCCUGGACGCCAUCAGGUUCUAUUAUCCUAACAGGGUUUGCCUGAAACCUCUGCGUAUGGAGGCACGAACUACAGAAUGGGUCCCAGCAGGAAAGACUGGAGAAGUUGUGCACUAUAGCCUAACAAAGGGAUUUUGGUGUAUCAAUACAGAGCAACUGGAAGGCAAAAACUGUUCCAAUUAUUCAGUCCGCUUCUUGUGUCCCGUUGUUCUACAUCCCACUGUUCCAAAAGAGACAUGGUCAGAAUGGUCCCCAUGGAGUGCGUGCUCAGCCAGAUGUGGUAGCAAUGGCAUGCAGGUACGGAGAAGGACCUGUUUAGCGGAGGAUCAUUGGCAAGACCACUGUAAUGGACCCACAGAGGAGGGACGCAUGUGCACUGGGGCGCUGUGUACAGUGUGUAAUCUCAGCUGUCCUAUGGGCAAAGCGAGCGCAGACUGCAGUGUGUGCGAAUGCAAGAACCAAAUACUGUAUGGCACAGUCACCCUACCAGACGGAGCGCCCGCUGCUGGUGUUAAUGUGUACGUCAUAUCUAGGAAACCCAGAGUAAAAGCUGUAUCUGAUGCACAAGGGCAUUUCCGCGUGGUAGGGUUAUGUCCCAACAGCACAUUGCAGUUGAAAUUGGAAAAAUACUCUGUGGUGAAUGUGAGAACUCCUAAAAGUGAAGGAUCAUCUUCAUCUAUCAAUAUCAGUAUGAAGAGGAGAGAAAAGCCGUACAUUAUAGAAAACCCUGAAGCCAAGGUGAGGAGAGUGGGGCAAAGUGUGACAUUCUGCUGCAAUUCUGUGGGGAAGCCAGCAGUAGAACAGUACCUGUGGUACCAUAAUGGAACCCUUUUGGACCAAAAUAAACAUAAAUCUAGCAAUGAGCUGACCCUUCGAAAGCUCAAGGUGAGCCAAGCUGGAGAGUACUAUUGCAAGGCUAAAAAUGAUGCAGGAUUUGUAAAGUCCAGCCCUGCCAAGCUUACUCUCAUUGAUCAGGAUGCUCCUGCCUGCAAUCCAAAUCCAGAGAUUCAUCUCAUCCAACCUCAUGACUGUUUUCAAAAUGCCACUAAUUCGUUCUACUACAAUGUUGGGAAAUGUCCGUCUACAUUUUGCCCUGGGGAUCUGGGACAAUGGACUAAGAGCAAGGACAAUGUGCCCUACUGCUGCGGGAUUAACUGAGACAGAAGUAAAGAAGUCUCCUGUCAGGGUUAUGUUCUCCCAAUUAAAGUUGCUGUGCAGUGUGGUUGCUUAAAGUGUACAGACACCAAAAUUAUUGUUCGUGGAAGGGCAAUAGCAUCUGAUACUGGAGAACCCAUGCGAUUUGGACACAUUAUACAUGGGAAAUGCCAGGGUUUAGCAAUGACAGGUUAUAAAGGCACCUUUUCAAUUCAGGUUCCUGCAGAAACAGAGAGGUUGGUUCUUACUUUUGUUGACCGGCUACAAAAAUUUGUUAAUACCACGAAAGUACUUCCAUUCAAUAAAAACGGGAGGUACUGUUUUUACAUGAGGUUCUUCUUCUCAGGAGAAAAGAGCCGGUCCCAUAUUGGACUCAUGAAGACAAACCAGAUAUCUCUAGGAGAUGUAGAAAAUGAUGAUCCUAUAGCUGAACUGGAAAUUCCACCAAAUUCUUUCUAUCGACAAAAUGGAGAGAUCUACAAUGGAAAAGUAAAGGCAUGUGAACAUUUUUAGACCCAAGAAACAUUAUCAACAGCCAGAGCUGCACAAAGUGACUUAAAUUUUGUCAAUGAAGAAGGGAUACAUGCCACUACGCUCAUAUGGUUGUUCUCAGUAGAUUUUACUGAUGAGAAAGCCAUUGAAUCCCUGAAUGCUGGAGCAGUAGUAUACCUUGACUCUUCCCAAGUCAAAAUGUCAGAGCACCUUGAAAGCAUGAAAUUAUGGUCUCUAAAUCCAGAAACUGGACUUUGGGAAGAAGAAGGAGACUUUCAACAAGCAAGAGUACGGCGAGGUAUAAGAGAGGAGAGGACCUUUCUUGUAGGCAACAUGGAAAAUAGGGAGAGAAGAUUGUUUAACCUGGAUGUUCCUGAAAGUCGAAGAUGUUAUGUGAAAGUUCGUGCAUAUAGAAGUGAAAGGUUCUUGCCAAUUGAACAAAUAGAAGGUGUAGUAGUAAACCUAAUCAACAUGGAACCUAUGUCAGGAUUUGCAUCCAAUCCUCGAGCUUGGGGACGUUUUGACAGUGCUAUAACUGGUCCAAAUGGGGCAUGUUUACCUUGCUUUUGUGAUGACAAAAGCCCAGAUGCUUACUCUGCGUUUGUAACUGCCACUUUACUAGGAGAGGAACUGGCAGUUCAAUCUUCUCCAAAGUUUAACCCAAAUAUAAUUGGUGUCCCACAACCCUACCUAAAUAAACUGAAUUAUAGAAGAACAGAUCACGAUGAUCCAAAAGUCAAAAAGACAGCUUUCAGCAUCAGUGUGGCCAAACCAACUCCAAAUGUUGCUGAGGAGAGCAACGGCCCUGUUUAUCCCUACAACAAACUUCUAGAGUGUGAAGAGGCCCCUUAUAAUGCUGGACAUUUUAGAUUUUACAGAGUAGAAGGUGAUAGAUAUGACUUCAACACUGUAUCAUUUAAUGGUGACCCAAUGAGCUGGACUGCAGAUUACUUAGCCUGGUGCCAAGCCCCCCCCCCCCCGCCCUUCCCCCCCCCCCCCCAAAUGGAAUACAGAGCUUGUUAUAUGAAAGUUAAAAUUGUUGGGCCUCAGGAAAUUAUUGUAAGGUCUCGAAAUAUGGGUGGCACACAUCCACAAACAGUUGGCCAACUCUGAAUUCGAGAUGUACGGAGUACCAGAGACUUGGAAGAAUCUAAUCUCUCUACAGCAUGUGUGGAAUUUAAAUGUAGUGGUAUGCUGUAUGAUCAAGACAGGGUAGAUCGUACACUCGUGAAGAUUGUCCCUCAAGGAAGCUGUCGGAUAUCCAUAAACAGCAUGCUUCAUGAAUAUCUUGUCAAUCAUCUUCCAAUGGCAGUUAACAAUGACACCAAUGAGUAUACUAUGCUUGCUCCUCUUGACCCACUUGGACAAUAUGGCAUUUAUACAGUUACUGAUCAGGAUCCAAAAACAAGCUAAGAGAUUGCCCUUGGUAGGUGCUUUGAUGGCUCAUCUGAUGGGACUUCGAGGGUGAUGAAGAGUAAUGUAGGGUAGCCCUUUCUUUUACUGUUUGGAUCAGGAUGUUGGCAGCAAAGUGUCUUUCGUGGGAAUGGACUAGGCUGCAUCAAAGUGCAUCUAGACAGGGAGGCAGAAAUGCAAGGCAAACAAAGAGAAAGUAGUAGAAACAGGUCAACAGUCAGAAUAACCUCUCUUUUAACAACAAGACAGCGCCAGUUCAGAUCAGUAAGAACAGAACAAAAGCCAGCACAGGCUUCUACUACACUCCUUUACUUCAUGGCUAUAAGAGAGUUUUCAGGAAAAUUCCAGACUCAUUUGCCAAGGUGUGAUGUACAGAAUUAUAGCUUAAUUUACUACAUAAUCAAACAUUUUUAAUUUAGAAGAAAAAUUAAACAAUGAGAAUAUCCUAAUAAAUUGCAGCCAACAGCUAAGAUACAAAAUCAACAGAAGUAUCUCCUAUCUUUUACAAACUCCAUCGUUUUUGGAAUAUUGCCUUCUUUUUUUUUCUUUUAAUCAAUUAUGCUGAAAAAUAAUGAAUGUACACUUGCGUUUUGCCUACUUAAUGCUUAUUUCAUCUGACUUGUGGAUCAGAUUUAAUGGCUUCCUUUCUUCUGUCAUCCUUUGAUUUGUAUCUUUUAGCAUUCAAAAACUGCCUCCUCCAUUGGGAACUGAUAAAAUAAUGUAUAAUUUAUUUCCCACCACUAGUACAAAGCAAUAAUAUUUUUCCAGAUGUGAGUCCCACUAAAGAUUAAAGUGGAACCAGAACUAGAAUGUGACUAAUCUUCUUACAACUGACCUAAAUUACAUCCAAAAUAUUUUACCGUAAUCCUAAGGCAAAAUCCAUACAAACUAUUAAGGAGACCAAGUGUUCUAGAGACUGUAUAUUCAGAUUCCAGAACCCAGAGCAAAAGGUCACAUAUGCUCUGAUAAAUGCAGUAUUGU
Molecule: messenger RNA, 4466 nt
Organism: Bufo bufo (common toad)
Lineage: Eukaryota; Metazoa; Chordata; Amphibia; Anura; Bufonidae
Gene: CILP
Product: cartilage intermediate layer protein
Source: RefSeq, a predicted model, not a curated record